Molecule: messenger RNA, 1628 nt
Organism: Hevea brasiliensis (rubber tree)
Lineage: Eukaryota; Viridiplantae; Streptophyta; Magnoliopsida; Malpighiales; Euphorbiaceae
Product: protein farnesyltransferase subunit beta
Exons: 14
Coding region: 141-1448 (435 amino acids)
Biological process (GO): protein farnesylation
Cellular component (GO): protein farnesyltransferase complex
Molecular function (GO): protein farnesyltransferase activity
Source: RefSeq, a predicted model, not a curated record
AAAAAAAAAAAACUUUAUUCAUAGAUGAUUGAAAAAGUAAAAUCCAUGACGCAAAGCCAGUUGUGAAUUGCGAGUGAUCGACUCAGACACCAGAGUCAAAGCAGUUUUACUGUGCAGCUCUCAAGGAGUGGUCAGAACGAAUGGACUCAGCGGAAUCGUCGAAUCAACGUCGGGCGACGGUGACCCAACACGAGCAAUGGAUGGUUCAGGAUCAAGUUUUCCAGAUCUACGAUAUCUUCGCUAAUAUCCCUACCAAGGCUCAAAACUUAAUGUUAGAGCUUCAACGUGACAGUCAUAUAGAGUAUCUAAACAAAGGACUAAUGCAACUCAGUUCUUCCUUUGUGGUAUUGGAUGCUAAUCGACCUUGGCUUUGCUACUGGAUUCUGCACUCAAUUGCUUUAUUGGGGGAGUCUAUCGAUUAUGAACUAGAAAAUAAUGCCAUUGACUUUCUUAAGCAUUGUCAGGAUCCGAAUGGUGGAUAUGGUGGUGGACCUGGACAGAUGCCUCACCUUGCAACAACUUAUGCUGCAGUUAAUUCACUUAUUACUUUGGGCGGACGUAGAGCUUUGUCGUCUAUUAAUAGAGAAAAAUUGUAUGCUUUUUUGCGGCGAAUGAAAGACUCAAGUGGGGCAUUCAGGAUGCAUGAUGCUGGGGAAAUUGAUGUGCGGGCUUGCUACACAGCCAUUUCAGUUGCAAGUAUUCUCAACAUUUUGGAUGAUGAGCUGAUUGAGGAUGUUGGUAAUUACAUCUUAAGCUGUCAGACUUAUGAAGGUGGUAUUGCAGGAGAACCUGGCUCUGAAGCUCAUGGUGGAUACACAUUUUGUGGACUGGCAGCAAUGAUUUUGAUCAAUGAGGCCAAUCGUUUGGACUUGGCUGGUUUACUUGAUUGGGUAGUAUUUCGACAAGGAGUAGAGUGUGGAUUUCAGGGGAGAACAAACAAAUUGGUUGAUGGCUGCUACUCCUUCUGGCAGGGAAGUGUAUUUGCACUAUUGCAAAGAUUACAUUCAGUUAAUGGUAAACGUGUGGCUUUUUCCGAUGCUGAAGGAGAUUGUGCUACAGAUAGCACUUCUGAAGGAGAACUUACAGAUGGAAAUUCAUCAGAGACGGAUGAGACUUGCCAUAUGAAACAGGGAGGACAUGGAGAAAUGGAGCCCCUUUUUCACAGCAUAGCCUUGCAGCAGUACAUAAUUCUUUGCUCACAGGAACAGGGGGGUGGAUUCAGAGACAAACCUGGGAAGGCCAAGGACUAUUAUCACACGUGCUAUUGUUUAAGUGGCCUCUCUGUAUGUCAGUAUAGCUGGUCGAAGGAUGAGAAUUCUCCACCUCUGCCAAAGGCGGUGUUAGGUCCCUACUCGAAUCUUUUGGAACCCGUCCAUCCUCUACAUAAUGUGGUCUUAAAGCAGUACCAUGAGGCUCAUGAAUUCUUUUCCUCCCAAAGCACAUCUUAGUUAAGUUAUUCUAAAGUUGAGAUGUGAUGCAAAUUUUUUAUAGUACUGUGAAACUUCAAUCCAUUUCAUAGAUUGUAGGAAAGAGCUUAAUUGUGUACCAUAGUGAUGGUAUUUUCUAGGUUGCAGCAUGUGCAUUGUAUAAUUUGACUUCUGAUCAAUAAUUAAUAUUCUCCAUUCAUA